Messenger RNA from Parastagonospora nodorum SN15, 1854 nucleotides. RefSeq lists its product as hypothetical. Gene Ontology annotation, biological process: regulation of DNA-templated transcription. Gene Ontology annotation, molecular function: zinc ion binding; DNA-binding transcription factor activity, RNA polymerase II-specific. Lineage: Eukaryota; Fungi; Ascomycota; Dothideomycetes; Pleosporales; Phaeosphaeriaceae. The record is from RefSeq and is a predicted model, not a curated record. Bases 1 to 1854 code for a protein of 617 amino acids. The transcript is spliced from 2 exons.
AUGGCCGACCCCAACGUCCAGCAGUCAAGACAGCAGCCCGGCGCCUAUCCCUCGCCGCACUCUUACCCGUCGCCCUCAAUGCAGUCCACCUACAGCUACCCGCCGCCCCAAGGCCCUCAAGGCAAUGAGCCCUAUCGUGGCUCGCCGCAGCAGGCGAACAACCUGCCGUCGCUCAACCUGCCGCCGAUACGUGCCAUGGACGGACAGCAGCCGCCGCCGCCUCAACCUCAGCAACAGCAGCAGUCCAUGGGCUCGCCGCUGCCUCCCCCGCCCCACGGAAUCCCGCAGUACUAUGGCCACCCAGCGCAUCCGCAUGCGCCGUCCGGCCAGCAGAUGAUGGGCAACAUGGGUCCUGCGCAGUUCAAUGCUGCAAUGCGAUACCAGCUCCCGCCACAGCACGGCGACCAGCGAAUUCUGUCCGGCGGUCGCCACAAGAAGGAGAUUAAGCGUCGCACAAAAACUGGAUGUUUGACGUGUCGCAAGCGAAGAAUAAAGUGUGACGAAGCCCAUCCCGUCUGCAGAAACUGCCAAAAGAGCAAGCGCGAGUGUCUUGGCUACGACCCAAUCUUUAAGCAACAGCCCGGUCCAGCACAAAUACAACCCGCUCCCAACUCUGCUCCCGCACCUCACUCGUCAACCCCAGCAGCCACCCCUGCUGCGCCUGCGUCUACGACAUACAGUCAGAGCCCAGUACCACAAGGCUACGCACCGGCCUCGUCGGCAGGAUACGCACCGGCCGCAUCUGCGACCAGCGGUGCACACCCUCCAGAGAACUUCAACGCAAUCGACCCUGCGCUGGCUGCUCCACAAGGACAGUCAAUGCACCAGGGCCAGCCACACUACAACGGCGUACACCACAUGGAUCCCGCUAUGAGGGGCCCGCCAGGUGCAGCUUAUGCCCAUCCACCGCCAAUGCUACCACCAAGCAAAGGUGCGUCUUCACUAUCAACCCUCACCUUGUUACAGACUGACAAUUCGCCAGGCAAACCCUUGACCAUGGCCGACAUCUUCGGCAUAUGCAACCACAGCCCACCAGAGGUGCCCCCUCGCCAGGCGCCCAUACCGCCCCAGGUUGACGACGAAUUCAGGACAAUUUUUUUCAACGACUACUGCGCAGGCCUAGAUAUCAUGCUGCAAACUCCUUGGUUCACCACAAACGACAAUGCCCUUCACCGGAUAUUUGCCGAUCGCGCGCUACACGAGGAGGCCGCCUACUUCACCGAAUCUAUGAGAGCUGCCAAGUCACAAACCUCUGAUAUGGCGGGGGUUUUCAGUCAAGAAGCUCGACUAAUUUGGCAUUUGCUGAGCACGUGCAAACACCCAGCACCUAGUACCAAUGGUCUGCACGCAUCAGUGCAUUCGAACGAGAACGACGACAUAUCCGUCAGAGAGGUGCGGGGGCGAUUCGACAUUUUGGAGAGCCUUCUCACCAACCAGAACCUGGCGCCCAAUCCACUGCGCCAGUUUUCUUACCCUCCCGACUUACCUGAGCAGAAGAAGGCGGAGGUGGACUUCUGGAUUCAUCUCGGUGACUUCGUCCAGUAUUCCGGCUCUGACUCGGCGCCUCAUGGGGCUGCGGAUUAUGCUCUUUCCAUCAUGCGCAAUGUCUUACAAGUCCAGGAGGUCCGCGAUGCCAUCUAUAGCAUAGCCAUUGCGCGCCAUUGUGGCAGUCGGACACCGGGCUUCCCGAAUCAAUUACCACCCGUUACGAAUCCAAGCGAGGACAGCGACCUUAACAAGCUCACUGUGGCAAUGUCCUUCAUUAGUCACGAAAGUCGGCAGGGUUCACAGCAAGUCUUGGCCCGCGUAUGCGACAUGGCAAUGUUGUCCUGGGAGGUAGCUAGGUCUCCAUAG